This is a messenger RNA of Caenorhabditis auriculariae, 2713 nucleotides long. The record is from the annotation of a GenBank genome assembly. NCBI's taxonomy places the organism in Eukaryota, Metazoa, Nematoda, Chromadorea, Rhabditida, Rhabditidae.
AUGAGAUCGACAAUGAUCCCAGUCGGAUUCGUCUAUUUUCUGCUCGUCGCCAAUUUCUACAACGAAUCGGCCGGAUUUGACAAAGACCACACGCCUUACUACUCAUUAUGGUAAUUUUUGAAAGAAUCUAUUUUUUGGAAAAAAAUUCUUCUCAGGAAAGUGACGCCGAUCGCUUCUCUGGCCGGUUUUUCCUUGUUCCACGGUGCCGGAUUAUCAGAUAAAGAUCGGCUUUUGGCCGGAUUGGGCCUGAUUUUUGGAGGAAUCGGUGAUUAUGUGAUUGGUCAGUUUCAUUGGAAGUUAAAACUUUUAAAAUUGAAAAAAAAUUUAUUGCGACUUUUUCUUACGCAUUAUUUUAACCGAUAAUAUUUUUUUCCUCGAGUUUUUCAAUUUUUUUUUGAUCGCCAAUAUGAUUUUUCCAGUUCCAAAAAAUGUUGCACACAGGCCUCAAAUUUGUAGUUAGCUUCAUCGGAUUCCUAGAAAUCUAACUUUUUUGUUUUCUGAUUUUUACAAGCUGCUGAAUUAUCUCACUUCCUCCUUUGAUAAAUUUUAAUAAAUUGAAAAAUUGCAGGCAGUUCAAACGAAGGAAUCGUCGCAGGAGCCAUCGCUUUCGGUAUCGGACACGUUUUUUACCUGGUCAGUUAAAAAAAGAUUCAAACGAUUAUCGAAAAGUAUUUUCUCUGUUUAGGAUAAAUCUUUAAAUAAAUAUCCGAAUGCUUUAAAAGUAUUGGUUUCUUUCAAACUUGAUAAUUUCCAAUAACUCAGGCUUUUAUAAAAAAAUAAAUUGAGUUCAAAAAUUAAUCCUUGGUCAUUCAUCCUUGCAAUUGUUUUGCUCUAAGAAACUCGAUCCUCGCCUUUUUUUUUUCCCCGGCAACUUUAUGGCAAAACAUCGCCUCGGGGCGUGAACAUGACACUCUGUCGGUGAAAACAAAAAACAACGGCUCCCGUGGAAAUUGCCUUCUUUUGUUGGUCUCUCGUUUUGGGAUGAAGUAGAUGAUGAGGAAUUCCAGAGGCGUUCUGUUUUAUUAGGUUGGCCGGUUAGAAAUGAGCGUUGGGUUGUCGUCGGUUUUUUUUUUCAAAGGCAAAGGUUCGAGAAGGAAAUUCAAUCUACGCAAAGAAAUAGUUACAAGUCACAGGUAAAAAUCGAAAACAACUUUUUGUAUCGAUUUUUUUAUUAUAAUACUCUAUAGUGAUAUGAACUACCAACAGAAAACCUAAUAGGAUAUUUAGAAUAGUUGAAACUUUUAAAAAAAGAGUGGCCACUAAACCCACCUCUAUAGUGGCCACUUUAGAGGUUCUCUAUUUAGUGGCCACUUCAGUAGUUUUUCAUCCAGUAUUCCUUCCAGUAACUCUAAUAAUUUUAAAACAAACGAGUUAUGUUGAUCCAUUGACCCCUUUUUAACCCCUCAAGUGGUCACUAGUUUGACCACUUUAGUGGCCACUAAAAGUUUUCCCAGUAAACCAGAUAAAAUUCGAAUUUCUGUCCGGAUAUGCGAAUCCUGUAGACUACAUGUGUUGAAUAAGAGUAAAGAUGAAAAUACUUUUUGUAAAAAUUUAUUUGCGCCAUCGUAUUUACCUUUUUUGUGGAUAUCACCUCAAAAGAACUGAAAUAGAAAAAGAAAAAAUUGAAAGAAACUUGAAGAAGCUUUUAAAAAAUUAAGGAAUGUCAAAUUUUACUAAUUGUUUUUCUUCUCAUAUCACAUGGAAAAUCUAAUUUUUUAAUCUAGAAGAUUUCCAUCAUUUUCCAGAUGCUCUUCAUGAACUACCAGACGAAAGUCCAUCAGCCACUGGUGGCGGCGAUGAUCUUCUGGGGAGCCGUCAUCAGCAAGGUGUGUUUCCUGCCGCUCCUCGAGGAACAUCCUAUCGCCAUGCUCAUCAUGGCUUCUUAUGCGGUUCUUCUGACGUCGUGCUUCGUCAUUGCCGCUUCGCAGUAUCUCAAUGGCACCGCAACGCAAAAUGAGAAGGUUUGUGGGCUUUUUGGAGCAUUUCGAAACAAAUUAAGAAAUUUAGCCCUGUAAAAUACAAAAAAGGAAACGUUGCAUUCAAAUCUUUCUAGCUACUUUUUGUUUUGAAAAUUUCAGUUUGCCGUUAGAAUUUUGAAAAGUUUUUUGAGAAGUGAUACUGAAAUUUUUUUAUGAAUUGAAAAAAACUAAGUCUUUUUAGUGAAAUAAAUAAAAAGCUCCAAACUCAAGGAAAAAAAGCAGAGCUUAUUUUUUUGUAAUUCAUCUUUUGAAAAAAAGGUUUUUUUGUUUUUCUUCAAAAUAUUUACACGUCUCCAUGGAAAUAUUUAGUAUUUGGUCUCCGAUUUUUCUUGCAUUUCCUUUCAAACUUCCGUUGUUUUUUUCGAAGAAGAACCUUCAGAAAAAAAUUAGCCGAACGAAAAUCACAAAAAAAGUGAGAAAGAAAUAAAGAAUUUUCAUAGUAAAAAAAGAUUAAUAUUUUUUUAUUCGAGGCUUUUUUUAUUUCUAAGUUUUUUUCAGGGAGUUUGGAUUCGCGCCCUUGGAUUCCUGUCGUUUUUUUCUUCUCCGACUCGGUCCUUAUCCUGUCCCACAUGGACAUCAGAACGCCGUAUUGUGAUUUCCUGGUCCUCGGAAGCUACUACCUCGCCCAGUACCUCAUUCUCUACGGAAACAUCGUCGCGAAAGUUACACCGACGCACAAAAAAGUCGCCAAUCUCAAACCGUACCAACCCCGAUCUCUUGUUUCCGCAAAUUGA